Molecule: messenger RNA, 1115 nt
Organism: Amphiprion ocellaris (clown anemonefish)
Lineage: Eukaryota; Metazoa; Chordata; Actinopteri; Pomacentridae
Product: complement C1q and tumor necrosis factor-related protein 9-like
Exons: 4
Coding region: 90-800 (236 amino acids)
Molecular function (GO): protein binding
Source: RefSeq, a predicted model, not a curated record
UAUAUAUAAAUAACCACGACUCUUGGUUCAUGAUCAGUCUGCGCACUUUCUAACCUUCAGAAGCAUCGCCAUCAUUUACAAGCUUCAAGAUGAGAGCAAUCGUAUUGCUGUGUCUGCUGCCUGUAGCGCUCUGUGCAACUCCCAAUUAUUAUUCCUGGAAUCCACAAAACCACAUAGGACACAAGGAUGACACCUAUCUAAAGUGUUACGACCAGGCGUCUUGUGGCUGUUGUCUGAUGCAGAGACAAAUGGGCAGGAUGGAGAUGUACUUUAACAAGAGCGUGGAAGGAAUGCACAGGCUGCUUAAUGAAUCCAAGAAGGAAAUCACUGAUAUGAGAGCCAGCCGCAGUGCCUUCUCUGUGGCUCUAAACAAUGACAGCGCUUUGACCUGCUUUGGCCCCUUCGCUACCAACAGAGUUGUCAUCUACAAACACGUCUUCCUCAACCUGGGAGGCGGCUACAAUGUGAGCACAGGCGUGUUCACUGUUCCCCGAUCUGGUGUCUACAGCUUCGCCCUCACCGUCUACGGUAGAGCUCCUAACAGCAGCACCUUGGCCGCCUGCGCCAACCUGCGAGUUAAUGGCACAGUGGUGACAGGACCCACCGAAAACGGCAUGCAUGACCGAGAGGACAGCGCCACCAUCGUUGUGGCCGUUAAGCUGAAGGCUGGGGACAAGGUGGACGUCGUCCUGCCUGCAGGGUGUUUCCUCUGCGACAACAGCAGCCACUUUAACACUUUCACCGGCUUCUUGCUGUACGCUACUGAUCACCAUCGCCAUCCCCACCCUACCAUGGUGUAACUGCUCUGUGCUUUGUACCAGCUUCUGCCCUACUUUGAAAAGAUUUAAGUCUGAUGAAAUCUUUCUGUGGCAGCAUCAGUGGCUUUAGCUCAUGAUCUGUUGUACUCCCACCAUUUAUUCUCCCCAUUAGUGAUUGAGAUUCAGUUUUGAGGAAUAAUUUGUAAUGCAUCUUCUCUGAAUUCACCUGGGACAUUUUUUGAGCUUUCUGUUUUUCGUGUUUAAUUAUCUUGACCAUGUCAAUUACUGACCUUUAACAAAAUAAAUGAUGUGAUCUCUGAAGCCUACCAACAAAAUAAACUAGAUUCUUAAACAACA